AUGUAUCCUUCUUCUUUUCAGAUAUAUCCUACUUAUCUUCAAAUAUAUCAUUUUUAUCGCCAGACAUAUCCUUCUUAUUUUCAGAUCUAUCAUUCUUAUCUUCAUAUCAAUCCUACUUAUUUUCUGCUUCAGAUCUAUCCUUCUGAUCUUCGUCUAUUCUUCUUAUAUUCAGAUCUAUCCUUCUUAUCUUGGUCUAUCCUCCUUAUUUUCAGAUCUAUCCUUCUUAUUUUCAGCUCUAUCCAACGUAUCUUCAAAUAUAUCCUCCUUAUCUCCAUGACUAUCCUUCUUAUCUCCAGGUCUAUUCUUCCUAUCUUCCAGUCUAUCCUUCUUAUCUUCAAGUCUAUCAAUCUUAUAUUCAAAUCUGUCCUUCUGUUCUUCAGACUUAUCCUUCUUGUCUUCAAGUCUAUCCUACUUAGCGUCAGAUGUAUCCUUCUUCUUUUAAGAUCUAUCCUACUUAUCUCCAAAUAUAUACUUCUUAUCUCCAAGUCUAUCCUUCUUAUCUUCAAUUCUAUCCUUCCUAUCUCCAGACAUCUCGCCAAGUAUAUCGUUCUUAUCUUCAAGUCUAUCAUUCUUAUAUUCAAAUCUAUCCUUCUUAUAUCCAGACAUAUCCUUCUUAUUUUCAGAUCUAUCAUUGUUAUUUUCAAGUCUACCCUUCUCAUAUUCAAACCUAUCCUUCUUAGCUUCACAUCUAUCCUUCUUAUACUUAAGUCUCUCCUUCUUAUCUUCAAAUAUAUCCUUCUGUUCUUUAGACUUAUCCUUAUUGUCUUCAAGUCUAUCCUUCUUGUCUUCAGAUGUAUCCUUCUUAUUUUCAAAUAUAUCCUUCUUGCCUCCAAGUCUAUCCUUCUUAUCUUCAACUUUUCUUCUUCUUCUCUUUCUUUUCUUCUUCUUCUUCUUCUUCUUCAGCUGCUGAUUUCCUUCAUCUGUUUCUUCUUCUGUUUCUUCUUCUUCAUCUUCUUUCUUGGCUUCUUCCCUUCUUCUUCUUUCCUUUCUGUUUCAUCUUCUUCUUCUUCUUCUUCAUCCUGUUUCUUCUUCUUCUUUUCUUUUUUCUUCUUCUUCUUCUUGCUUUACUGUUUCUUCUUCUUCUUCCAUGAUUUUCCUUCCAUCUCUUCUUCUUCUUUUCCUUCAUCUUUCUUCUUCUUCUUCUUCUUCUUCUUCUUCUUCUUCUUCCUUAAUUUUCCUUCCAUCUCUGUUUCUUCUUCUUCAUCUUCUUCUUCUUUUCCUUCCAUCUGUUUCUUCUUCUUCUUCUUCUUCUUCUUGGCUGAUUUCCUUCCAUGUGUUUCUUCUUCUUCUUCUUCUUUUUCUUUUUCUUCUUCUUCUUCUUGGCUGAUUUCCUUCCAUCUGUUUUUCUUCUUUUUCUUCUUCUUCUUCUUGGCUGUUCCUUCUGUUUUGUUCUUUUUUUCUUCUUCUUCUUCUUCGCUGAUUUCCUUCCAGCUGUUUCUUCUUCUUCUUCUUCUUCUUCCUUCUUUCCUUGAUUUCCUUCUUUUCUUUUCUUCUUCUUCUUCUUCGCUGAUUUCCUUCAUCUUCUUCUUCUUCUUCCUGUUUCUUUCCAGCUUUUCUUCUUUUCUUCUUCUUCUUCUUCUGAUUUCCUUCCUGAUUUCCUUCAUUUCCUUGCUGUUUCUUCUUCUUCAUCUUCUUCUUCUUCUUCUGAUUUCUUCAGCUGUUUCUUCUUCUUCAUCAUUUCUUCUUCCAUCAUUUCUUCUUCAUCUUCUUCUUCUUCUUCUUCUUCCAGCUGUUUCUUCUUUUCAUCAUCUUCUUCUUCCUUCCAUCUGUUUCUUCUUCUUCUUCUUCUUCUUCUUCUUCUUCGCUGAUUUCCUUCAUCUGUUUUCUUCUUCUUUUUCUUCUUCUUCUUCUUUGGCUGAUUUCCUUCAUCUCUGUUUCUUCUUCUUCAUCAUCAGCUGUUUCUUCUUCUUCAUCUUCUUCUUCUUCUUGGCUGAUUUCCUUCCAGCUGUUUCUUCUUCUUCUUCUUCUUUUCCUUCAUCUUCUUCUUCUGUUUCUUCUUUUGAUUUCCUUCUUUUCCUUUCUUCUUCUUCAUCGCUGGUUCCUUGUUUCUUCUUCUUCAUUUCCUUCUUCUUCUUUUCUUCUUCUUCUUCAUCAUCUUCUUCUUCUUCUUCUUGGUUUCCUUCCAGCUGUUUCUUCUUCUUCAUCUUCUUCUUCUUCUUCUUCUUUUCCUUCCAGCUGUUUCUUCUUCUUCAUCUUCUUCUUCUUCUUGGUUUCCUUCUCUGUUUUUCUUUCAUCUUCUUCUUCUUCUUCGCUGAUUUCCUUCCAGCUGUUUCUUCUUCUUCAUCUUCUUCUUCUUCUUCUUCGCUGAUUUCCUUCCAGCUGUUUCUUCUUCUUCAUCUUCUUCUUCUUCUUCUUCUUGCUGAUUUCCUUCCAGCUGUUUCUUCUUCUUCAUCAUCUUCUUCUUCUUCUUCUUUUGGAUUUCCUUCCAUCUCUUUUCUUCUUCUUCUUUUUUCUUCUUCUUCUUCUUCUUCUUCGAUUUCCUUCCAUCUGCUGUUUCUUCUUCAUCAUCUUCUUCUUCUUCUUCUUCUUCUUCUUUCCUUCCAUCUUUCUUCUUCUUCUUCUUCUUCGCUGAUUUCCUUCCAUCUCUGUUUCUUCUUCUUCUUCUUCUUCUUGGCUGAUUUCCUUCCAUCUGUUUCUUCUUCUUCUUCUUUUCUUCUUCUUCUUCUUCUUCUUCAGUUCCUUCCAGCUGUUUUUCUUCUUCAUCAUCUUCUUCUUCUUCGCUUCAGCUGUUUCUUCUUCAUCAUCUUCUUCUUCUUCUUCCUUCCAGUUUCCCUUCCAGCUGUUUCUUCUUCUUCAUCUUCUUCUUCUUCUUCGCUUGUUUCCUUCCAGCUGUUUCUUCUUCUUCAUCUUCUUUUCUUCUUCUUCUCAUCUUCUUCUUCUUCGCUGAUAUCCUUCCGGGUUUUCCAUCUGUUUCUUCUUCUUCUUCUUCUUCUUCUUCUUGGCUGUUUCUUCUUUUCCUUCCAGUUUAAUUUCCUUCCAUCCUAUUUCUUCUUAUUCUUGGUUGAUUUCCUUCCAUCUGUUUUUCUUCUUCUUCUUCUUCUUCUUCUGAUUUCCUUCCAUGUGUUUCUUCUUCUUCUUCUUCUUCUUUUUCUUCUUCUUCUUCUUCUUCAUGGCUGUUUUCCAUCCAUCUGUUUCUUCUUCUUUUUCUUCUUCUUCUUCUUCUUGCUGGUUCCUUCCAUCGCUGUUUCUUCUUCUUCAUCUUCUUUUCUUCUUCUUCUUGGCUGUUCUUCUUCUUCAUCUUCUUUUCCUUCCAUGUGUUUCUUCUUCUUCUUCUUUUCUUUUCUUGGAUUUCUUCUGUUUCUUCUUCGAUUUCCUUUUUCUUCCUUGGUUCCUGUUCUUCUUCUUCUUUUUCUUCUUUUCUUCUUCCUUUUCUUCUUCUUCUUCUUCUUCUUGAUUUCCUUCCAUCUGUUUUUCUUCUUCUUCUUCUUCUUCUUCGCUGAUUUCCUUCCAGCUGUUUCUUCUUCUUCUUCUUCUUUCUUCUUCUUCAUCUUCUUCUUCUUUUUUCCUUCCAUGUGUUUCUUCUUCUUCUUCUUCGCUGAUUUCCUUCCAUCUGUUUUUUCUUCUUCUUCUUCUUUUUCUUCUUAUUCUUCUUCUUCUUCUUCGUUUUCCUUCCAGUUUCUUCUUCUUCUUUUCUUCUUUAUUCUUCUUCUUCUUCUUUUUCUUUUCCUUCCUGCUGUUUCUGUUUCCUUCCUUAAUUCCUUUCGAGGAAAUUCAUAUUUGCAAAGGAAUCGUGACAAUAAAAGAUGA
Molecule: messenger RNA, 3747 nt
Organism: Acanthosepion pharaonis
Lineage: Eukaryota; Metazoa; Mollusca; Cephalopoda; Sepiida; Sepiidae
Source: the annotation of a GenBank genome assembly